AUGAAGUUUUUUUCUCUCUUCAAAAGCAAGAAAAACCCCUCAUUUUCUCCUAUGCUAUGUAGAUUGCCACGUUGUGGUAACCUUAGAACUCUCUCUAUUAGAGAUGAAAAUAAUCACAACAUUUUCAAUUCUCAAAGAUUUUGCAUUAAUGUUGAUGAUGAUAUAGUUGAUGAAGUUAUUGAAGGCCUAAAAUUUGAGAAAAAGAGGUUCUUUUUCGAGGCAGGUGAAAAAAGAAGUUCGAUUCUUGAUGUUUCUUAUGUUAUAACACAUAUAGAUUCGAUUGAUAUUUAUGGGGAAACAAGUACUAGGUCAAUUCUUAAAGGGUCAUCGUCAAGAUUGACAAAGAAUGAUAAUAGUACUAGUAAUAACAUGUUUGAGUCUCUACCAUUAAACGACUCGUGUGUUAUAACACCUAGUGCUAUGAGGGUAACCUCGAUAGAUCCUUAUGGAUAUAUCAAGAAACAUAUGAAAAUAAUGGUUGAAGAAAAUCAAGGGAUUAAAGAUUGGAAGGAGUCUCUUAAAGAGAUGUGUUUUUGGUAUUUGGAGAAUAAUUAUAAUGAUAAAAACAUUCAUAAGUUUAUUAUUGGUGCAUUUUGUGAUUUGUGGAUGAGCUAUUCAGGUACUUCAACAACAAAUACUCCAUUUGGAUUUAGUACUAGUGAACCUCCUAGUCCUUAUUUCAUGUCUUUGAUAGAAGCUAAGGCUGCAAAUUAUUGCAACGUCAACAUCCAGUGUAAUUUCAUAAGUAAGGAGUUCGGGUAG
Solanum pennellii is the source of this 762-nucleotide messenger RNA. RefSeq names its product transcription repressor OFP13-like. Bases 1 to 762 code for a protein of 253 amino acids. Lineage: Eukaryota; Viridiplantae; Streptophyta; Magnoliopsida; Solanales; Solanaceae. The transcript has a single exon. The record is from RefSeq and is a predicted model, not a curated record. Gene Ontology annotation, biological process: negative regulation of DNA-templated transcription.